UCCAUCUUGCCCUGCCUUACACUUCCCGCGUCAACACGCUCCUUGAUUCAUUGUCUUCAAGCAUGGCCCUUCCAAUGAAGAAGUCCGUAAUGAAGUCUGCCAUGAAGUCAAUGAAGAAGGCGGCAAAGCCAACGUCGAUGAAGAAGACUGUGAUGAAGAAGAAGGCAGUCAGCAAGAUUGCGCGGGGCAAGCGAGCAAAGGCUGCAGUCUUCCUUGGCAGGAAGGAGAAGACUGCAUCAGGGCAUUCUCGAUCUGACCUGAUGAAGACCAAGCAUGGCCGCAUUGUGACCAAAGCAAAGCAUGCUCAGGGCAAGAAGGCCUACGCCUACAUCUCUGCCUGGACUGAGGCCCUGCAGAAGGCCAGGAAGGAGUUGGGCAUCAAAGGCUUCUGCGCAGUUAACGGGAAAACUGCUCAGGGCAAGGCCCUUUAUGCCAAGACGAAGGCAAUCUUCUCUGCCUGAGCAGUAUCAUGAUGCGCCCUGAUUGGGGUUGGUGCAGGCAUGCUUACGUGGUAGUUCACGGAGUCUUCCUGCCAUCGGACAUUUAGAAAUCAUCUCAGCAUGUAUAGCCAAUCCGCUGAGACAGAUGCUAGGUCAAAGGUGACAGAAAAG
Cladocopium goreaui is the source of this 611-nucleotide messenger RNA. Lineage: Eukaryota; Dinophyceae; Suessiales; Symbiodiniaceae. The record is from the annotation of a GenBank genome assembly.